AUGGCUCAUCCAGCGCUCGCCCCGCAGCUCGCGCCGCAGCUCGCCGCGCAGGCCGCCGCGCAGGCCGCGCAGGCCACGCAGCAAGUCGCCGAGCUCGAGGACGGGCUCGAAGCCCUCGUCGUCGACGAGCAGCCGAACGAGGCGGCCGUCCUCGCGCGCGAGGGGCCGGUCCAGGAGGCGGCCGAGGUCGAGCCGGCCGAGGAGGCGCUCGGUGUCGCGAAUGAGGCGGCGGCGGCGGUGGCGGUCCGCGAGGCGGCGGUCGCGUUGCGCGAGGAGGCGGUCGCGCGGCGCGAGGAGGCCUUGGCGGCGGGUGUGAAGGACCUGGAGACGCAUCUGAAGGGACAGGCGGCGGAGCUGAGGGACAUCGCGGCGGCUCUGGGGGACAUGGCGGGGCGCAAGAGGGCGACGAGGGCGCGCGAGGGCAUGCCCUGA
Messenger RNA from Rhodotorula graminis WP1, 432 nucleotides. RefSeq lists its product as uncharacterized. The record is from RefSeq and is a predicted model, not a curated record. The coding region runs from base 1 to 432 and encodes 143 amino acids. The transcript is spliced from 2 exons. NCBI's taxonomy places the organism in Eukaryota, Fungi, Basidiomycota, Microbotryomycetes, Sporidiobolales, Sporidiobolaceae.